CACUUCUUUGGGCCUCAUAAACAACCACAGAACCACAAGUUGGGUACAGAGGCAGUCACCCAAGAGCGGGUCCGGGAUAUUGGUCAGCAGGGAGGGCGAAUCGUUGUGCCUGCAAACCACAGGGUUUCAGAGGGUGGUGGAAGAACCCCUAAAUUCCCUCCCAGUGAAGAGAGAGUGAGUUUUAAAGAGGAAAGGAUGGCUUCAAACAGCAUAUUUGAGUCACUUCCUUCUUACCAGCACUUCUUGAGAGAUACCAGCACCAGCCGCCGCUUCACGCCGCCCUCCACCACGCUGAGCCCGGGGAAGAUGAGCGAGCCGCUGGCGCUGCCCGGCGCCGAGCACAGCGGGGCUUUGCCGGGGAAGCUGCGCAGCGCCGACCGCAGCAUGGUGGAGGUCCUGGCGGAUCACCCCGGGGAGCUGGUGCGCACCGACAGCCCCAACUUCCUCUGCUCCGUGCUGCCCACGCACUGGCGCUGCAACAAGACGCUGCCCAUCGCCUUCAAGGUGGUGGCCCUGGGGGACGUCCCCGACGGGACCCUGGUGACGGUGAUGGCCGGGAAUGACGAGAAUUACUCGGCGGAGCUGCGCAACGCCACGGCCGCCAUGAAGAACCAGGUGGCGCGGUUCAACGACCUGCGCUUCGUGGGCAGGAGCGGCAGAGGGAAAAGCUUCACUCUGACCAUCACAGUCUUCACAAAUCCUCCCCAAGUAGCCACCUACCACAGGGCCAUCAAGAUCACGGUGGAUGGACCUCGGGAACCACGAAGACAUCGGCAGAAAAUAGAUGAGCAGACAAAGCCCGGCAGCUUGUCCUUUUCUGAGCGCCUGAGCGAGUUGGAGCAGUUGCGUCGCACAGCCAUGAGGGUCAGCCCACACCACCCAGCCCCCACACCCAACCCUCGAGCCUCCUUGAACCACAGCACAGCUUUUAACCCUCAGCCUCAGAGUCAGAUUCAGGACACCCGGCAGGUGCAGCCCUCCCCACCCUGGUCCUACGACCAGUCCUACCAGUACCUGGGCUCCAUCGCCGCGCCCGCCGUGCACCCCGCUACGCCCAUCUCACCUGGCCGGGCCGGCGGCAUGAGCUCGCUCACGGCUGAGCUCUCCAGCCGCCUCUCGGGAGCGUCCGACCUGACGGCGUUCAGCGACCCCCGGGUGGGAAUCGACCGCUCCUUCCCGGCGCUGCCGUCCAUCUCCGACCCUCGCAUGCACUACCCGGGAGCCUUCACCUACACACCCACCCCCGUCAGCUCCGGCAUCGGCAUCGGCAUGUCGGCCAUGUCCACGGCCAGCAGAUACCACACGUACCUCCCGCCGCCCUACCCCGGCUCCUCCCAGGCUCAGGGCAGCCCCUUCCAGACCAGCUCCCCUUCCUACCACCUCUACUACGGCACCUCGGCCGGCUCCUACCAGUUCUCCAUGAUCUCCGGCGGGGAUCGCUCGCCGCCGCGCAUCCACCCGCCCUGCACCAACGCCUCCACGGGCUCCACGCUGCUCAACCCCAACCUGCCCAACCAGAGCGACGUGGUGGAGGCCGAAGGGAGCCACAGCAACUCGCCCACCAACAUGGCCAGCACGGCCAGGCUGGAGGAGGCCGUGUGGAGGCCGUACUGAGGAGAUCGGAAGGAGCUCAAGGAGUCAGGACUAAAGGACUUCCCAUUUCCCAGCGGGAUCCCAGAAACUUCCUUGUGGGCCCUGCUGCGAUCAUCCACGAGUUUCAGGAGCAAACCCUUCCGAAGUCAGCGCUCCCAGGAGCGGAGGCUCUCGCCGCCAGGCCCUGGUGGAGCCGAGUCGCUCCGGCAAAGUAUUCCCGGCAGGAGAACGAGCUUCUGGAAAGGAGGAUGCUCCAGUUGGUGGUGCAGAGGUAGCGAGGGUGGGUAGAAGGGUAUCCAACCUGAUUCCAGGCCUGUGGCUUCCCAACGUGCCUGGGCUUGAAGGUCUCCACAGCCCUAAAAGAGAGUUUCGGUUCGCUUCUAUUUUUAAGACUUAAAACCUUAAAAAAAAACCAAAAAAACCCCAAAAAACAAAAAUAAAUCUUAGCGAGUUUACUGCAUCUUAUGGACAUUUUAAGUGUAAGGAAGUAUAGGAAGAUUCCCAGAGGGAAACUGUGAACGCUUCUGUUUUAGCAAUGCUGUGAAUGAGAGGUUUUAUAUGUUGGACUUCAUUCUUUCUUUUCUUUGUUUUGUUUGUAUAUUCCAAAGAAUACGGAAAUUUUUAUUACUGGGGUUUUUUUUGUUUGUUUGUUUUGUUUUGGGCUUAGAUUUUUUUUGGUGUUUUGUUUUGUUUUGUUUUGUUUUAGGAUGCAGCUCAUCCUGCUUUGCAUCUAAUUUGUUUUAUUUCUCUUGGCACCUUAUAAAUUGCAAAAAAAAAAAAAAAUUUUCUUUUUUUUUUGGUUUUAAUCAUGCUUGCUUCUUUCUUGCUUUGUCAACUGAAAGAAUCAGCCCCUUUUUCAAUGAGUUAAUUUAACUUUUUAUCUCUUGGACUUUUUUUUUUUUUAACACAACGGCUACAGCCUUGGGUCAUUUUCAACUACUGUAUUUCUUUGAUGAGUUCAUGGAUAUUUAUGCUUGAUAUUUAGACUUUUCUUAUUUGUUGAUACUAUUAUUAUUUAAAUAUGCCUAUAUUAAAAAAAAAAAUAUCAGCAAUUGCCUUUUUUUGGUAGCAGCCAAAGUCAAAUUUCUCACAUUGAAAAAGGCUGGAAUAACGAUGGGCAAAAGUGACCUCCUAAUUCCCUAAAAAUAUUGUUUACAAUUAUCUCACUCUCAUUUUUCUCAGUUUAGAUCCUCAAAGGCAUUGAGGUGGCCAAUUCCUGCUGGAAGGCACCAAAAUCCCUGGGGAUUUCUGUACCUUUACAAGUGGUGGAGUCAUCUCUCCCUCCUCCUAUUUUGUCACCAGUGGUGACCCUCAGGAUCAGGAAUCAGGAUGUAGAUACUUCCUAAGGCUAAUUCAAUAUUCCCUAACGAAAUACCUGCCCACUGGAGUGUCAGGACACAGGGAAUGGCUUCCCACUGCCAGAGGGCAGGGAUAGAUGGGAACUGAGAAGGAAU
Pseudopodoces humilis (Tibetan ground-tit) is the source of this 3047-nucleotide messenger RNA. RefSeq names its product RUNX family transcription factor 1 (gene RUNX1). NCBI's taxonomy places the organism in Eukaryota, Metazoa, Chordata, Aves, Passeriformes, Paridae. The record is from RefSeq and is a predicted model, not a curated record. Gene Ontology annotation, biological process: neuron differentiation; regulation of cell differentiation; regulation of transcription by RNA polymerase II. Gene Ontology annotation, cellular component: nucleus. Gene Ontology annotation, molecular function: RNA polymerase II cis-regulatory region sequence-specific DNA binding; ATP binding; DNA-binding transcription factor activity, RNA polymerase II-specific.